AUGGUCAAGCUUAGCCAAGUAAUCGAAUCCAAUCAAUCGAUUCGAAUUCCUCCCUCGGGUCUUGUAUCUGUAUUUGUAGGCGCAUCUCAUGAGUUUGAACGCGCUAUCAUUCGCAGUUUUGCUAAAUAUGGGAAUGCGCCGAAGAUAUACAUAAUUGAUAGCUUCGUCCUUGAAGAAAAAGCCAUUUCGUCUUUUGUUGAGGAAUUGGAAAAUAUUAAUCCGGCUGGCUCUUAUAAAACUUUCAAUGUGCGAAUAGGAAUUUUGUCCGAGGUUGAUAGGGUAUGCGACGAGAUUUGGAUAGUGGAAGGAUAUGUGGAUUUAUUAGUUAUGAGUUGUGGAUUUAUGAGAUUUCCUCGGGGAAAAGAUUGCAGUGCUUAUGAAGAAAGCCAUCUGUCAGAUGAAGAUGCACGUGGAGGUAUCCCAUUUGACAUAGCACUUCAAUUCUACAUUCGCCAACGCUUCAUCGGCAACCUUCUUCCUCUUCUUUCCAAAAGUCAUUGCCCGCGAGUCAUUUCACUCCUACUACCUGGAAAUGACAGUCCAACCUACUUCGAAACACUCGAUUCAAGUAAAAAGUAUCUGGAUACCGGAUCAAUCAACCAUGCCACCUCCCUCCUAUUCUCCGAAUACGCCAAAACGCACCCAGAAAUCACUUACAUUAAUGUUUUCCCAGGGAUCAUAAACUACGAUACUUGGGAUCGCAUGAUGAACCCCAUCCAGGGAAUCUCAUGGUAUCCGGCUACAGUUCUCAAAUGGACUAUGCCCCCAUUAUUUAAAUACUUCAUCUGCAUCCCCACAGAAGAAAUAGCAGAACGUAUCAUCUUCCUAGCAACAAGUGUUCGAUAUCCUCCCGGAAAAGAAAAAAGAGAUGAAGGCAAAGUGGCAGGAUUAGCAGAAUGUCCACCAGCUUGGAAACUCUCGGUUGUGAGAUCAAUGAUUAUGAAAGAUGGACGUGGAAAUGGUGUGUAUAGGAUUAAUGAGGAAGAUGAAGCGUGCGAGGAGAGUGAGGUUUUGACUCGGUAUCUUGAGCAGGAGGAGGGGAAGUGGCUUUUGGAACAUUCUGAGGAGGUGUUUGGGAGGAUGUUGAAUGCGGAGACGGUGUCUAAUGAUGCAAGUUGA
This is a messenger RNA of Sclerotinia sclerotiorum 1980 UF-70, 1119 nucleotides long. RefSeq lists its product as hypothetical. Bases 1 to 1119 code for a protein of 372 amino acids. Gene Ontology annotation, biological process: secondary metabolic process. The transcript is spliced from 2 exons. Lineage: Eukaryota; Fungi; Ascomycota; Leotiomycetes; Helotiales; Sclerotiniaceae. The record is from RefSeq and is a predicted model, not a curated record.